Lasiodiplodia theobromae is the source of this 855-nucleotide messenger RNA. Its product is annotated as Alkaline phytoceramidase. Gene Ontology annotation, biological process: ceramide biosynthetic process; ceramide catabolic process. Gene Ontology annotation, cellular component: endoplasmic reticulum membrane. The record is from RefSeq and is a predicted model, not a curated record. The transcript is spliced from 6 exons. The coding region runs from base 1 to 855 and encodes 284 amino acids. NCBI's taxonomy places the organism in Eukaryota, Fungi, Ascomycota, Dothideomycetes, Botryosphaeriales, Botryosphaeriaceae.
AUGGGGUCCCUCAGCAUUCCAUACCCAGACAAAGGGUACGAGCCGGCGUGGUUCACGCCCACGGCGCGAUCAAACUUCUGCGAGGAGGAUUAUCUCAUGACGCCGUACAUUGCCGAAAUCGUCAACACCACUACCAACAUCUCUUAUGUGAUCUACGCAUAUUACGGCGUCCGCCGUCUCUUCCGCAGCAACAAUCCUCACGCCGCUCUCCUCAGUCUUCCAUACCUCGGCCUCGCUGCUGUAGGCAUCUUGUCCGCAUGGUUCCACGCGACACUGACCUAUGUGGGUCAGAUGGCUGAUGACGUCUCCAUGAUCCUCGCCACAUCGCUGGUCCUGCACCGCGCCUUCUCGCACGGCCGCUCCGCCCAGUGGACGCGCAACACGGGCGUCGGGCUCACGGUCGGCUUCGUCGUCUUCGCCGCCUACCACGCCUGGACGGACGAGCUGCUCGUGCACUUCCUGCUGUUCCUCACCAUGACGUCGGCGGUGGGGUUGAAGACGCGGGCGUUGAUCAGGGGCUUGGAGCAGGCGAAGCAUGAGGAUGAGGUGCGGAGGUUGAAGCAGUUGGCUUGGCUGGGAUUCGUUUGCUCGGCCGUCGGGUACGCGCUGUGGAAUGUCGAUCAACACCUCUGUGGUCACCUGACCGCUGUGAAGAGGGCGGUGGGCUUGCCUGGAGGGGUCUUCCUCGAGUUGCAUGGAUGGUGGCACAUCCUGACGGCAAUUGGCGCGUAUGUGUUCAUGGCGUUGGUCGAGGUUUUGACGACCGAGGAGGCGGGUGAGAAGGGCGAGAAGGCGCGUUUCGCGUGGCCGGUGGAUACGUAUCUGAGGAACGGGGAGGAGAAGAAGCGGAACUGA